AUGCCUCCCGCCCGGCUGGUGCCGUUCGAGCAGGGCUCGGAUCCGCCACCCGGUACGCGCCAACUCCUGCUGGAGUUGGGACCCGACCGCUUCGCCCAGUGGGUGUGGGACCGCAAGUGCUCUGCUGAUGCUGCCCGAGCCUCCAACGCGGCGGGCUACACCAGCUACCCGGACAACGUCGUGCGCGAUUUCACGAUCGAAGCCGCCCGGCAGGGCAUCGAUGUGUUCCGGGUCUUCGACUCGCUCAAUGACGUGAGGAACAUGGAGGUGGCCAUCGAUGCGGUACGCAGCACGCACGCGUCUGCGAGGGCCCGCCAUCUGUGUACCAACUCAAACACCGGCGACAUCCUCGAUCCGAGCCGUCCCAAGUACAGCCUCGACUACUACGUGGACCUGGCCGGCCAACUCAAGGAUAUGGGCACGCACAUGCUCUGCAUCAAGGACAUGGCGGGGCUGUGCCGACCGUAUGCAGCCGCCCGUUGGUGGGCGACCCUGAUCAAGGGCGGCGAGGCCGGGAUCGAUGUGAUCGACGCGGCCGUGGCGGCGGUGUCGGGCUCGACCAGCCAGCCGAACCUCAACACGAUCGUUGGUUCUCUCAAAGGCACGGAGCGCGACACCGGGCUCAGACCGACGCCUUUGGGCGACUGUUCGCUCUACUGGGAGACGGUCCGCACCUAUUACAGGCCGUUCGACAACUCGCCCAAGUCCGGGAGCGCCCGGCUAUACGACCACGAGAUCCCGGGCGGCCAGUUCACCAACCUCCAGCAGCAGGCCGCGGCCCUGGGUCUCGGUCAACGCUGGCGGGAGGUCGAGGAGAUGUAUGCGGAUGUCAACCGGAUGCUGGGCGACAUCGUCAAGGUGACUCCGUCCAGCAAGGUGUUAAGAGGCGAUUUGACAACGUUCCAGAGGCCUGUCGGGUCGGUAGGAAAAUAG
Geodia barretti is the source of this 933-nucleotide messenger RNA. The record is from the annotation of a GenBank genome assembly. Lineage: Eukaryota; Metazoa; Porifera; Demospongiae; Tetractinellida; Geodiidae.